Papaver somniferum (opium poppy) is the source of this 594-nucleotide messenger RNA. RefSeq lists its product as uncharacterized. Bases 1 to 594 code for a protein of 197 amino acids. The record is from RefSeq and is a predicted model, not a curated record. The transcript has a single exon. NCBI's taxonomy places the organism in Eukaryota, Viridiplantae, Streptophyta, Magnoliopsida, Ranunculales, Papaveraceae.
AUGGAAGUCUUCACCAGAGUUUUGGCCCAAGCUGAGAGCAAUGACGCAAUACAGGGAAUAAAUAUCUCAAGAAAAGCACCCCAAGUGACUUAUCUGCUAUUUGCAGACGAUUGCCUCAUUUUCGUCAAAGCAGAUAUGCACAAUGUUAAUAAUAUCCUAGAAAUUAUUAACAAGUUCAGUGUGAUUUCAGGGCAGCAAAUCAAUUUCCAAAAAUCGGCUUUCUCUAAACAUCUACCACCAAGACAUUGUAGAAUGCUCUUGAGAAGAUUAAAGAUGAAGCAGAUGUCAUUGGAUGAGAAAUACUUGGGGAUCCCUUUAUUUUUGAAGAGAAAGAAAACCUUAUCUUUUUCAUCAUUAGUAAACAACAUGAAAUCUCGACUCAAAAAAUGGAACGGGAAGUUCUUCAACCAAUCUGGAAGAUCAUUCAUGGUGAAGCACGUCCUCAAUGACCUGCCAUCGCAUCAUAUGGGGGUAUUCAAAAUCCCAGAGACCACUGUUCGCGAGAUGGACAAAGUGCAGAGAGACUACUGGUGGAAAAAACCACAAGGAGGAGGUGUCUACAUUACUAGAUGGCCAAAAAUGUGCAGAGAUUAA